Messenger RNA from Musa acuminata AAA Group (dessert banana), 456 nucleotides. Its product is annotated as triacylglycerol lipase 2-like. The coding region runs from base 1 to 456 and encodes 151 amino acids. The transcript has 2 exons. NCBI's taxonomy places the organism in Eukaryota, Viridiplantae, Streptophyta, Magnoliopsida, Zingiberales, Musaceae. The record is from RefSeq and is a predicted model, not a curated record.
AUGGCUCUCGCAGCCUUCUGCCAUUCUGAGCUGCAAGAGAUGGUGAGAUCAGCUGUCUUGCUCUCCCCCACCGCUUACUUGAACCUGAUCGGACCCGCUUUUGUGAGGAUUGGAGUGGAACUUUUUUGUGCCAGAGUGAUCCGACGAGGCACCCUAGCCAAGUUCGAUUACGACGACUGCGACAAGAACACGAAGCAUUACGGGCAAGAGGUUCCUCCGGCUUACGUCAUCUCGUCCUUCCCCCAUGACCUUCCUCUACUGCUGGGUUACGGGGGGGAAGACGGCCUCUCCGAUGGUGGCGAUGGCUUGCGCUUGAUGGAUGGCCUCAGGUUUCACGACCAGCACAAGUUGACCGUUCUGUAUCGGCUCGACUAUGGCCAUGACGACUUCAUCAUGGCCGUCAAUGCCAAGCAGUUAGUAUAUGACCGGGUGAUUGGCUUCUCGAAGCUCCACUGA